Molecule: messenger RNA, 4356 nt
Organism: Silurus meridionalis
Lineage: Eukaryota; Metazoa; Chordata; Actinopteri; Siluriformes; Siluridae
Product: integrin alpha-M-like
Biological process (GO): cell adhesion mediated by integrin; cell-matrix adhesion; cell-cell adhesion
Cellular component (GO): integrin complex; external side of plasma membrane
Molecular function (GO): integrin binding
Source: RefSeq, a predicted model, not a curated record
AUGUGUUUGAUUGUGGGUGAUCCUCUUAUUCAAAGUCAGAAUAAAAGAGGUCAAGUGUACAAAUGUGAUGUUAAUCAAGGAAGUUGUUCACCAAUAACAAUAAAUGUGCCCCCCGAGGCUGUCAACAUGUCUCUUGGACUUUCAAUGACUAAAGAUCCACAGACUUCAAAUACAGUGGUUUGUGGCCCAACCAUUCCCAAGGACUGUAAGCAAUUUACUGCAUACAAUGGCAUGUGUUUUACACUGAAUUCCAACAAUUUUCCAUCAGAACCUAUACCCAAACAAUUAAGAGAUUGCCCAUUACCAACAGACAUUGCUUUUUUGAUGGAUGGUUCUUACAGUGUACUUGAUAAGGAAUUUUCAGAAAUGAAGGAUUUGGUUAUAAGCAUGGUUAACGGAUUAAAGGACAGGGACUUUCAGUUUGCAGUUGCACAGUUUUCUACUAAUUGUAAAAUACACAUCAAAUUUAACACCUUUUCAAGCACAGAUCAAAUACAAAAAAUCAAACUUAAAGGAUUGACCAAAACCGCCGCUGCUAUCAAGACAGUUGUGGAAGACGUAUUUAACAUUCAGGCAGGAGCCAGAGAAAACGCUAACAGAGUGUUGUUGGUCAUCACUGAUGGUGAAUCACAAGAUGGGAAUCUGCUAGGAAAUGCAACUUGGCUUGCAGAUCAGAAGAAAAUUAUUCGCUAUGCUAUAGGGGUCGGCAGUGCCUUUAAAAAACAAUCAGCAGAGAAUGAGUUGAAAACUAUUGCAUCGGAUCCAGUUAAUAAACAUGUAUUUAAAGUGAAUGACUUUUCUGUACUGAAGGAAAUUCGAGACACACUAGAAGAGACUAUCAUUGCAAUUGAAGGAACUGAGACUACAGGAGAAUCUGCCAAGCUACAAUUUGCACAGGAUGGCUUCAGUGCAGAUUUUUCCACAAAUGGUCAAAUAAUAAUGGGUGCAGUUGGAGCCUUUCAGUGGAAAGGUGGUUAUCAGUUGUACAACUUUGGAGCACCUUCAGGAUCCUUUAAUAUGGGUGACAAUGAUGACAGUUAUUUAGGUUAUUCCAUGACAGUAGCAAAUGUAACACAGAAUAACUACAUUAUUCAGGGAGCUCCAAGACAUAAUCACAUGGGCAAAGUGAUCAUAUCAGACACUACAGGCACCGUUCAUUCACUGGAUUCUCCUGAGCCUCAAAUUGGUGCCUAUUAUGGUGCUGAGUUAUGUGUGGUGGACUUGGAUUCAAACACAUUGUCCGACCUUCUACUUGUUUCUGCUCCACUGCAAAUUGAGGGGGAUCAGGAAGGAAAGGUUUUUGUCUACACCUUUAUGCAAUCCCAGGUAAUAUACAUACAGGUACUAAAAGGAAUUCCAGGAAAAAGAGGAAGGUUUGGCAUGACUUUGGCCAGCCCUGCAGAUCUAAACAGGGAUGGUAAGAUGGAUAUAGUGGUAGGAGCUCCUCUAGAGGACCAUGGCCAGGGCAGCAUCUACAUCUUUAAUGGAAGAAAUGCAGAUAUUGCCCCCACCCAUUCACAGAGAAUCAGUGGCUCGUCUGUACGCUCCGGGCUGCAAUAUUUUGGUAUUUCUCUGAGUCAGUCCUCUCUGGACCACAGUCAAGACCAGCUGCCAGAUCUCGCUGUCGGUUCCAAAGGAGCAGUCACACUUUUAAGAUCGAGACCCAUCGUGGAUUUGCAGAACACCCUAACCUACAACCCGUCCAAAAUCCCCACCAGAGACACUAACUGCACCAGUCCUUUGAGAAACACCCUAAAAUUGUGUUUCACCAUGGAUAGAUUAAAAAAUGAUCCCCAAUCAGACUUGAAUGCAAAUAUAAACUAUACCAUAAAACUUGAUGCCAAACGACAAAGCUACCGGGCCUACUUUUCAGAGAAAAUCCGUGAUCUCUCUCGCAUGAUAUCUGUGUCGCUGCAGGAAAAGUGCGAUGAACAUGCACUCAGUUAUACAGGAAUGUUUGUCUUCACACAAUGUAUGAUUGUUGUUAUUUCUCUUUAUUUAGACUUGAAUGCAAAUAUAAACUAUACCAUAAAACUUGAUGCCAAACGACAAAGCUACCGGGCCUACUUUUCAGAGAAAAUCCGUGAUCUCUCUCGUAUGAUAUCUGUGUCGCUGCAGGAAAAGUGCGAUGAACAUAAUUUUUCUAUAGAGGCCUGCCCUAAUGAUGCACUAAACCCAAUAAUUACUGAGUUAGUGUAUACAUUUGAGGGUCUCCCUAGUCAAAAAUUAGGCAAUUUACGUCCAAUGCUCCCUCCUACCGUAAAGUACACAGCGGAUUAUAAUCUGGAUUUUGAAAUAAACUGCGGAACCGAUAAUGUCUGCAUCGAUAAUCUCAAAGUGGAUUUUAACUUUUCUGGACACUCAGUUAUACAGGUUGGAAUAAUGCAGGAGAUGAAUGUGACAGUUUUCAUACAGAACAGAGGGGAAAACUCCUAUAACAGUCGAGUCGUUCUCAAAUACCCAUUCGGACUUUCCUUCAGACGAUUCACCACUAAACAGGGCAGAUUGGAGUGUGUAUCUGUGGACAGUGAUGAAAAAGCUGUCUUGGGGGAGACUACUUGUUACAUCAGUAAACCCAUCUUCAAAAAAAAUGAUUUGGCUGUAUUUGACAUUACGUAUACCAUAAACAAAGACAGUAACUUCGAAGGAAAAAUGACGUUUAACGCAACUGCUUCCAGUGACAAUGACGAGCAUGAACAGGAUAAUGAAUUGUUCAAAGAAGAAUCCAUUGAUGUUAAAUAUGCCAUCUACGUCGCACUGAUCAGGCACCAGAAUUCCACCAUCCACAUAAACUUAACUGCAGGGAAAAAUGACCUCCAGAAACCGAUCCAACAAAUAUUAAAGGUGGAGAAUGACCUCAGGGAUUUGAAUUUGGACAUUUUCAUGCGAGUGCCUGUAAAAUUAGGAGAUAAGGACAUCUGGACUGAUACUGUGCAGAUUCCUGGCUGCAAUCUAGACAGACAUGAGAUACCAAAUAUCAAGGAUUUUGUGUUAGCACUGCAAAAACCCAAUUGCUCUAUAGCCGUAUGUGCAGUCUUUAAAUGUGCUGCACGUCUCACUAGAAGGCAGCCGAAAUUCUACAACAUCUUUGGUAAUGUCAGCUCUGGGUGGAUCGAACAGACCGGUUUGCGAUCAGCAGUUUUCAUGCUCACCUCUACAGCAACAAUGGACUACAACAGAACAGCAUACAUUUACUUUGCCUCUGAUUCUGUAAACACUGAACCUACUGGCAAGAUUGAUACCCAGGUGGAGGUGUAUGAAGAGAAAUUCCCUCUUAAGGAGACAAUUGGAGGUGUCAUAGGAGGGCUUGUGCUUUUGGCUCUAAUUGCUGCUGGUCUCUACAAGGCCGGGUUCUUCAAAAGCAACUAUAAGAAGAUGUUGGAGGAAGCCGGAGCAGGGGCUGAGGGAACCGAAAAUGGCGCAGAGGCACCAACUAAAGAUUGAUGGCUUUGCUCUACAUUUCAGAGCCAUAUUUAAUUUCAUCUGUAGUUUAGCUUGUUAGAGUCAGGUCUCUCUGUAAUUCUAAAGAGAGGACACGGUGAUAGUAAUUUGAUGAAUAUUAGCAUUAGCAUUAGCUGUCUUUUUUAGCUCCUGCAAAUUUAGGCAAUGUUUGGACAGGCUUACAAAUACAGUGUGAAGUUUGUGGUUACCAGCAUUCAUGUUUGAUUUUUAUUUGCUGUAAACCUUAAAGUUACCUUCUCUACCUUUUUUUUUGUCAGGUUCCCCUCUGGGACAUCCCUCUCUCUCAAUGCAAAGAAGAAGUCAAUAUUUGCAGCGGGAAAUUCGUAAUUUUAUGAUAGAGAUUGGAGACACCAACAUGUUCUCCGGGACAUACACCAGAAAUAUUCACAAGGCACAAGAUUUUAUACUUGAAAAAUGUGUUUUACAUUGAGACCACAAGAAAACUAGAUCAUGAUCUCAAAAAAAUAAUAACUUUUUUUAUGUCGAGAAAACAAAACUUGUGUUGUUGUGAGAUCACGAGGGAAAAAAAAAAUAUUAUGUUGAGAAAAAAAAGUCAUGAUAAGUAGAAAACAAAAAUUAAGAUGUGAUCAUGAGAAAACAACAUUUAUGUCGAGAUCAUGAGAAAAUUGUUGUGAUAACGAGCAAUAAUGUUCAAUAUGCAGAGAAAAUAAAGUCGGGAUCGCAAAAAAACAAAAACGCAAAAAUCUUCCAAUGCAUGGCCUCCGUAUCAUACAGACAUAUUUGUAUUAUUGUAUUUGUUAUAAUGCUGACUAUUUCUUAAGAAAUCUAAUGAUAUAUAAAUGUAUUGUGUUGUUUAGGCAUGUUAAAGAUGUAGCCUAGUGUGUCUUGAUGGAAAUAUAUACACGCUUUUUAUUUGAAAUGAUGAUAGAAGUU